Messenger RNA from Sorex araneus (European shrew), 2388 nucleotides. It is a transcript of the gene TLR1, whose product is annotated as toll like receptor 1. Bases 1 to 2388 code for a protein of 795 amino acids. Gene Ontology annotation, cellular component: membrane; Toll-like receptor 1-Toll-like receptor 2 protein complex. Gene Ontology annotation, biological process: toll-like receptor signaling pathway; cellular response to triacyl bacterial lipopeptide; inflammatory response. Lineage: Eukaryota; Metazoa; Chordata; Mammalia; Eulipotyphla; Soricidae. The transcript has a single exon. Gene Ontology annotation, molecular function: Toll-like receptor 2 binding; lipopeptide binding; transmembrane signaling receptor activity. The record is from RefSeq and is a predicted model, not a curated record.
AUGACUAAAGGUAAUUCUAACAUUUAUCAUCUUGCUGUCAUCAUCAUCUUAAUACUUAAGAUCAGAGUUCACUUAUCUGAUGAAAGUGAGUUCUUAGUUAACAGAUCAAAAACAGGUCUCAAACAUGUUCCCAAAGAUCUACCUGGGGAAACCACCAUCUUAGAGCUAUCACAAAAUUCUAUAUCAGACCUUCACACUUCUGACUUUUUACCUCUCUCCAAGCUGAAGGUUUUGAUAAUUUCUCAUAAUAGAAUCCAAUAUCUUAACAUCAGUGUUUUCAAGUUCAACCAGGAAUUGGUGUACUUGGAUUUGUCUCACAACGAGUUGGAAACAAUUUCUUGUCACCCCAUUGAGAACCUCAAGCACUUAGACCUCUCAUUCAAUGCAUUUGAUGCCCUACCCAUAUGUGAAGACUUUGGCAGCAUGACCCAGUUAGAAUUUCUGGGCCUGAGUGCCACAAGACUACAGAAAUCUGUGAUGCAGACAAUUGCUCAUUUGAACAUCAAAAAGAUGUUACUGGUCUUAGGAGAAUCUUAUGGGGAGGAAGAAGACCCUGAAAGCCUCCAACAUAUUAACACAGAGAGCCUACACAUUAUUUUCCCCACAGAAAAGGACUUCCAUUUCCACUUGGAUGUGUCAACCAGCACAGCAGUAAGUCUGGAACUUUCUAACAUGAAGUGUGCUACCAUCGAUAAUAGAUGUUCAUUCCAGAAUGUUCUGUUAAAUCUUCAGAAGAAUCCAAAGAUAUCAAAUCUUACUUUAAAUAACAUUGAAACAACUUGGGAUUGUUUCUUCAACAUCCUUCAGUUGGUUUGGCCUACGAGCAUAGAGUAUUUCUCAAUGACAAAUGUGACUCUCCGACAUCAACUUAACUUUGGAAAUUUUGAUUAUACUAACACUUCACUGAAGGCCAUAUCUAUACACCAACUUGUAAGUUAUGUGUUCAAAUUUCCACAAAAUGUUGUCUAUAAAAUACUUUCAAAUAUGAACAUCCCAAGCCUUACAGUAUCCUCCACCCGCAUGGUCCAUAUGCUUUGCCCGUCCCAAUCUAGCCCAUUUCUAUAUUUGGAUUUUUCCAAUAAUCUCUUAACAGAUAUGGUUUUUAAAAAUUGUGACAAUUUAACACUGUUAGAAACACUUAUUUUACGAAAGAAUCAAUUGAAGGAACUUGCAAAUAUAAUUCAAAUGACCAAGAUGAUGAAAUCUUUGCAACAGUUGGAUAUUAGCCAGAAUGCUCUCAGGUAUGAUGUAGAUGAAGGAAAUUGUUCUUGGACUAAAAGUUUAUUAAGUUUAAAUAUGUCUUCAAAUCUGCUCACGGACUCUGUUUUCAGAUGCUUACCUCUCAGGGUCAAGGUUCUCGAUCUUCACAAUAACAGAAUAAGGAGCAUUCCAGAUGCUGUCAAUAGUCUGGAAGCUUUGGAGGAACUCAAUGUUGCCUUCAACUCUUUAACCAACUUGCCCGGAUGCGGCGCCUUUAGCAGUCUUUCCGUACUGACCAUUGACUACAAUGCCAUUUCCAAUCCAGCCGCUGAUUUCUUCCAGAACUGCCAAAAGAUCAGGUCACUGAGAGCCGGAAACAACCCAUUCCAGUGUACAUGUGAGCUGAGGGAGUUUAUCCAGCGUGUAGGCCAAGCCUCAAGGGCAGUGGUAGAGGACUGGCCUGCUUCCUACACGUGUGACUAUCCAGAAAGCGCCAAGGGAACCCCACUCCAGGACUUCCGUGUGUCUCAAUUAUCGUGCAGCCCCUCUCUGCUGCUGGCCACUGUGGUGGGCACUGUGCUGGUGUGGGCCAUAGGCACGACCGUCCUCUGUGUCUACUUUGAUGUGCCCUGGUAUCUCAGGAUGGUGUGCCAGUGGACCCAGACCCGGCGCAGAGCUAGGAAUGUAGACUUAGAGGAACUGCAAAGAGCUCUCCAGUUCCAUGCCUUCAUUUCAUACAGCGGGCACGAUUCUGCCUGGGUGAAGAAUGAAUUACUGCCCAACUUGGAAAAGGAAGAUAUCCGGGUCUGUCUUCAUGAGAGAAACUUUGUCCCAGGCAAGAGCAUUGUGGAGAACAUCAUCAACUGCAUAGAGAAGAGCUACAAGUCCAUCUUUGUCUUGUCUCCCCACUUUGUGCAGAGCGAGUGGUGCCACUAUGAGCUCUACUUCGCCCACCACAACCUGUUUCAUGAAGGGUCUGAUAACUUAAUCCUGAUCUUGCUGGAGCCUAUUCCACAGUAUUCCAUUCCUGGCAGCUAUCACAAGCUCAAAACUCUGAUGGCACGAAGAACUUAUUUGGAAUGGCCCAAGGAGAAGAGCAAACAUGGACUUUUUUGGUUUAACCUAAGAGCUGCCAUCAAUAUUAAGCUGAUGGUGCCAGCAGAAGAAAUAAACCAAAUAGAGGUCUAA